AUGGGGGAGACGCGGACGACGGGACGGCGAACGGCGCGCGCGGGGACGACGACGACGACGACGACGACGACGCGCGCGGUCGCGGCGAGGGAGAGAAGCGCGACGCGCGCGCGAGGGACGACGACGGUCGUCGCGCGAGGGUACGCCGGGGGUGGAUUUAACAUCGUUCCCGUGCCCGAUCGCGUCGUGGCGUUGGUGCCGUACUUGUUGCCGUUGUUGAGCGCGUUGCGGUACGGGCGCUUCUUCUUCGGCCAGUUUCCAGCCGCGGUGGUGCUGUUGAAGCCGUUGAUGCCGAUUUUGCGCGGGGUGGCGAUGUUGCCGAUGGGGAAUCUCAUAAUGUUUUUCGCCAUAUAUCUUGGGAUCGCGAAGAAUCAAAACUUGUCGCGCUUUUGCCGCUUCAACGGUAUGCAAGCGAUUUUGCUCGACAUCGCGUUGAUUUUCCCGUCUCUCCUCGAGGCGUUGUUCGGACCGGGUAUUUUGGGCAUCGGUUUACCGGGAAUCGUGACCAUGAUCAUGCACAACGCCAUCUUUGUCGUCACUCUCGCCGCCUUCGCGUUCGCCGCGGUGGGUUGCAUGAGCGGUCAAUACAUCCGAUUCCCGAUCCUCGCGGAAGCCGCCGAGGCGCAGAUGGGGUACUAA
Molecule: messenger RNA, 639 nt
Organism: Ostreococcus lucimarinus CCE9901
Lineage: Eukaryota; Viridiplantae; Chlorophyta; Mamiellophyceae; Mamiellales; Bathycoccaceae
Exons: 1
Coding region: 1-639 (212 amino acids)
Source: RefSeq, a predicted model, not a curated record